AUGGCCACUCCUAGGCUUCCUUUCCUAUAUUCAAACUGGAUGCGGGCCAUUCGGUCAUGCCAGCCCACCACGUACCGUUCUUUUCGACCCCCUACCCCCCGCCACAGAUUCCACACUAGCUGCCGACGCGAUCAGCAGUCCUACCACCGCCGCUAUGGACCAGCCGUUGAACCGAACAUCCCCCCUCCCACACGGCCCGGCGAUGUCCCACUAGAGCAGAUUGGAGAUAAUGCGCCUGCUGGCCGGGAUGUGACUGAUCAAUCCGAAGAGGCGGCUUCCCCGCCAGAGCAGGCAGAGUCGCAAUCGCAAGAGCCGCAACAAGAGGCCCAGGAAGACAGAGUCGCCGAUGACGCCGCUGCCUCCACAUCAGAACAAGCCGCCGCCGAAUCGACAAAAAGCGAUGCCACAUUGGAGCCGGAAGCACCAGAAGAGCAAGAGAGCGACAGUGCAGAGGUCUCCCCCGGAUCUUCCAUGCCCUCGGCCAAGGACGUGGGGGAGGAGAUGUCGCAGAUGCCUCCGUACACGAACCAGAGCACCUUUGACGAGGUUUACCACAUGCCUUCUCCGUCGAACUACGUAGCCCCAACUGGCCCGUCCUCGUCGGAAAACAAACCGCCCCAUUUGUCUCCCGCGCCUUAUGUGCACCAUUUCGAUACCUACUCGCUGGUCCUUGACCUUUCCAAGGGCGGAUACACCAAUGAACAGUCGAUCACGAUCAUGAAAGCCGUGCGGACUAUUCUACAGGGCAACCUCGACUUCGCCAAGCAAAGUUUGACCUCUAAGUCGGAUAUCGAAAAUGAAACCUACCUGUUCAAAGCCGCUUGCUCGGAGCUUCAGCAGUCGUUGCAGAGUGCCCGCAACUCCGAGGUGCAAAGGCAGCGUGCUUCGCGGACGCACCUGGAACACGAAGCGGACAUUCUGUCCCAACGUCUCAACCAAGAGCUCUCGGGAAUGAAAGACGACAUCAAGGGCAUGUUCAACGAUCACAAGAUGGCCACACGAGAGCAGCAGCGAACUAUCGACACGUCGGUUCAGGAGUUGAACUAUAAGAUUACCGUCUCGCUUAACAGUGACGGCAAGAGCGAGAUCGAGGGGCUGCGGUGGAUCUUAACCAGACGGGCUGCUUUGACGAUUGCCACCUGUGCCUUUAUGAUCAUCGUCUUCCUCAAGUACUCAUCCACUCGGAAGGUGCCCGACUCUCCAAAGGUCGAGGUGGUCGAGAAGCCUGUCGACAAACAAGUCACGAAGGAGGCUCGUGUCGUCCAAGACGCUGGUAUCCAGACAGACAUGGAAUCCGAAGCCCACAUCGCCGAAUCGUUGGGCUGA
This is a messenger RNA of Penicillium cinerascens, 1326 nucleotides long. RefSeq names its product CCDC90 family protein. NCBI's taxonomy places the organism in Eukaryota, Fungi, Ascomycota, Eurotiomycetes, Eurotiales, Aspergillaceae. The coding region runs from base 1 to 1326 and encodes 441 amino acids. The record is from RefSeq and is a predicted model, not a curated record. The transcript is spliced from 2 exons. Gene Ontology annotation, cellular component: mitochondrion.